AAACUGUUUGUUUUCUUUUAAAAUUUCUACCAUGAAAAUGCUUAAUUUUAUGUUAUUUCUUAAACUUUAUCAAUAUCAAUAAAUUUUGUUUGCAUUAAAGUAGUAUCAGCUAUUUAUUUUGUGUUAAUAAUUUACUUUACAUUUUAUUACUAAAGAUGGAAUGGUCAAAAUGUUUAAAAUACAUUUUAAUUUUUAUUGCAACUGCCGUAAUAUAUUGUGAAUUUCUUAUGUACUAUGUUAAUUUGAUGCAAUGCCAAUGGCCAAAUAUUAAUUCUACUAAAGACAGCUCCUUUGUCCCAGUCAAAUCUUUGAUACUAGCUGAUACUCAUCUCCUGGGCCCUCUACAUGGACACUGGUUCGACAAACUAAUCAGAGAAUGGCACAUGCAUCGUGCAUUUCAAACAUCAAUAACAAUAUUUCGACCUGACGUUAUAUUUAUUCUUGGAGACGUAUUCGAUGAAGGACAUGUAGUGAACGAUGAGUACUUUAAUCAGUAUGUUCAACGUUUUCGUAGGCUAUUCUAUGCCCCUGCAGAAACACAAGUAAUAAGUGUUGUAGGUAAUCACGAUGUCGGAUUUCACUAUCGAAUGGAUCCUUAUUUCCUCAAUCGAUUUGAAAAAGAGUUCAACUAUACUGGCAUUCAUCUCCACACCAUCAAAAAUGUUCACUUUGUGUUCAUUAAUUCAAUGGCUAUGGAAAAUGAUCGAUGUGAAUUGUGCGCUCGUGCUCAAAAGGAUUUGAAUCAAAUAGGCAAAAAACUUAUGUGCAUGAAGGACCCCGUUGGAAACAAAUGUCCUAAGAUUGAGGUUCCAUAUUCCCGUCCAAUUCUGAUGCAGCACUUUCCUACCUAUCGCAUAUCUGAUGCUGUUUGCGUUGAAAGAGAUAUCCCAAAAAUUGAACGAUACAAGGAAAAAUGGGAUGUACUCUCCAAAGAAUCUACAAUUGCGUUAGGAAAAAUAGUAAAUCCUCGAUUAGCUUUCAGUGGACACAGUCACCAUUAUUGCAAAUCAAAAAAUCAGCUGGGCAUCGAUGAGUACACUGUGGCUUCAUAUAGCUGGAGAAACAAAAUCAACCCGAGCUUUUUGUUAGCACAAUUUACACCAGAUUCUUUUUCUGUACACAAAUGUGAUAUGCCGGUGCAAAGUACAUACGUUUCAAUUUAUUUGUCAGCAUCUGCAAUAUGCAUAGUUUGCAUAUUCUUAAAUUUGGUCCAACAACUAUUUGUAAAGUACUCAAAUAAGAAAGUAGAAUAGAAUUUAAGAAACCACUUUUAUUCGUUUAUUAAUUUGAUCAUAAUUAUACGUUGUAUUAUAGAUGUUAUAUUGUAAAUGUUUUUAUUAAUUUAUUAUUGAAGUGCUUUCUUGGAUCAAGCCUGUCAUGUUUACACUAAAACUUAGAAUGUAAAUUAAAUCUAUAAACUUAACUUAAAAACCGCUAUUAUUUUUUUAAUA
Molecule: messenger RNA, 1451 nt
Organism: Episyrphus balteatus (marmalade hoverfly)
Lineage: Eukaryota; Metazoa; Arthropoda; Insecta; Diptera; Syrphidae
Gene: PGAP5
Product: metallophosphoesterase 1 homolog
Exons: 6
Coding region: 156-1253 (365 amino acids)
Biological process (GO): GPI anchor biosynthetic process
Molecular function (GO): hydrolase activity
Source: RefSeq, a predicted model, not a curated record